This is a messenger RNA of Tribolium madens (black flour beetle), 1107 nucleotides long. RefSeq lists its product as uncharacterized. The record is from RefSeq and is a predicted model, not a curated record. Bases 1 to 1107 code for a protein of 368 amino acids. Lineage: Eukaryota; Metazoa; Arthropoda; Insecta; Coleoptera; Tenebrionidae. The transcript has 2 exons. Gene Ontology annotation, cellular component: axon; dendrite; membrane. Gene Ontology annotation, biological process: sensory perception of taste.
AUGAGUUUCCGCCUCCUGAAAUUGGUGUUGAAAGUGGGGCAUUUUUUCGCCAUAACCCCCAGUUUUAAAAAAAGUCGAAUCCCGACUUGUCCCGAAAAAAUUUACGCGUAUUGUGUGGUCGCAUUUCUCACUCUUGGAGUGGCAAUAUCGAUGUUUUAUAGAGCAAAAGAUUAUGCAAAAUUUAUUCACAUAAAAGCAGUAGUUCAAAUCACACUUGAUUUCACACUAUUUGUGCAAAACAUAUACACGGUUCUAACAGCUCUGAAAAAAAAAUCGCUGUGGUGGUUGUUAUUAAAGAAGCUGAAAAUCGUGCAAAACCACAAUAAUAUUGAAGAAAAACCGCAAUAUUGCCUUUUUGUGGCCUCAAACUGUUUCUUUUGGAUCUACCAAAGCUACAUGAGCUACAUUUUUGCGAGUUUACAAGGCGAUGAGUUUUUCAAACAGUUUGCUAUUGAGUAUUUCCAAAUGUAUGUGCUUUUUUUCGUAAAUUUUUCGUUUUUUGUUGUCGUGAAAAUGCUACUGGUGAGGUAUCAAGCUCUCUCGCGACAUCUCCGACUGAACUUACAUUUUUUGGAAAAACCUGAAAAUCGAAGAGUGGGAUACAGCCUCGCCCAUUUGGACAAAAUCCAGUACGAUUUUUGCUUGUUGAAAGAAGCGGUGGAUCUGGCAAAUAAUAUUUUUGGAUGGCAAAUUUUAUUCCUCAUCACUUAUGCCACGCUACAAAUUUUGGUCUAUCUCCACCUGAUAGUAAUGCUGGGAUUUAAAGACAUCUACAUGAUUAUCUACAUCGUUGUAGUGAUUUUUUGGCACACUGUCAACGCCUCGACCAAUGUCUUUCUCUGCGAUGAGAUUUGCAACGAGGGACGAACGAUUUUGGGCAUGAGCUACAGUCUGGAGAAAUAUUUUUUGAAUAGGAGUUGCAAAAACGUGGCGCAAAUCCAGGAGUUGACAUCGACGAUAAAAGAUAAUUUUCCGCGAUUUUACGCCGCUAGAUUUUUUGUUAUAAGCCGAGGAACGAUUUUGGGCAUUCUUGACGCCAUUGUGACCUUCCUAAUCGUCAUGAUUCAGUUUGAAAUGACACGCAAUUCUACAAACAUCAAUUUGUAA